AUGACCGUUAAUGGUGAGAAGUCAAGAUGUGACAGCUUCAAUACUUUGUCGACUUCCUGUUUUGCUUUUCUUUUCCAGAAGCCAACCGAAGAUUGGUUUCAAACAUGUUGCACUGAACAUGAAUGCUUUCUGGUGGAUGCAUGCAUCCCGGCAAUUUUGCUUUUCUCCCAAAAGUAUUCUAGUAAUGCAAGGGCAAUGUUAAAUAUAUCAAAUGCAUUGGCGAGAUUGAUGGUCAUACUGAAAGAAGAAAAAUGGGUCUUGAAAGAAUACGAGGAGGAUAAAUUGUUAGAUUUUGUCUGCAGAUUCUGGGAUUAUGUUUCUGAAGCAGUAUGUCACGAUUGUGUCAGCAUUUUCGAAUCGCUAAUGAACUUGCAUCUUACCCGUUGUAUGUUGAAUGGCUCUCUUUCAUUAUGGGCUAAAAAUGUUGGAAGAUUCCUGACUGAUUUACCAUCAUCUUGUCGUGGUCGUUACCGGUGUAUCUUGGCAUAUAAUAAAAUAGUGGCAUCGUCUUCGGAAGUUCUCACGGAUAACUUCUGUAAGGAAAUAUACUCUUCAUUAUCGAAUUCAACUCUAGUUGCUGUGGCUAGUGAGCUCAUUGCUUUUGAUGCUGUCCAGAAUUUGGAUAACUCGGAUCGACUUCAACUGCACAGUCAUUUGUUACGCGCAUCACUUCAAUCACCAAAAAAAGCAAUUUGUAGUGCUGUUCAAAAACGAUUGCUACCUGAAUUUUCAAAAAAUUCUGUGCUGUUGGAGUGGGUACUUAAAGAGUUGAAAAUAUUUCAAGCAGAUAGUGUAUAUGGUACAGUCAGUCUCGAAACGUCACUUUAUAUUGCUAAAUUUUGUCUUUUCCAUCAGAAAAGGGAUGGAAAUAUUCAGGAGUGGACUUCAUUCAUUGAUGAAAGUAUAGUAAUUUCCGCACUACUAAAUGCUAUUGGACAGAUCCGUUUAAUGGCUUGGAGUCUGAUUUGUGAUCAUCCCAAAUUGGCAGCGUCAAUUUCGAGCCGCCAGUUGUUGCUAUGUAAAUGCUUUUUGGCGACCAAUAUGACUGAACAGUCACCUGCUGUCAGAUUGACAAUAUUGUCUGGUUUGAAGAAGAUAUUAAUUCGGAUUCGUGAAAAUGGCCAAAAUAUUUUGAAAAGUGGUAGUGAUGAAAACGAGUUAAAUCCAUAUGUGAAUUUUAUCUGCUGGUUGCGUGAUUUCUGUUUCCAAAAUUUAGUGCAAUACGCUAACUUCAACAGGCGCAUAAUGGCUCUUCAAAUGCUAGAAUAUCUUUUUUUGGAAAACUACUUAGUUAAUAAUAACAAAGAUAUGUUUUUCAAAUUUUUGUCAUCAAAACUAAAGCCAACAGAGGAGCAGAUUUAUCAUGUAAUACGUUGUUUGGAUGACUCAUACCAGAUCUGUCAAAUUUCAGCUCUUCGUUUACUGUCUUCAUCAUUUUUCGAAAUCCGUGGUUUUAAUUUCGAUUCAUAUUUCGCAGAAACGAAGCAGCAGUUGUUCUCCAUUCGGUCACUAUUUACGCUCACGUCCAGUUAUCGGUUGCGCUUUUAUCUUAAAAAAAACCCUGAUAGCUUGCACAGUGUUUUUCAAUGCCUUCUUAAUCUGUGUAAAGAUCGAGUAAAACUUAUCUCAGAGGAUUUUCUAAUGAUAGCAAGCAACCAAGGCUUCGUCUAUUCCAUAUUAAGCGCAUUUGGUGUCGCACUGGAAUUUUUGGAUUUUCAGUCCGCCGUAAAGAACGAUUGGUGUGUUACAUUGGUUAAUCAUGAUUUGUUACCGGUGUGUUUUCAAAUAAGUGAGUUGGUAUCGCCGGUUGUAAACAGUAUGUCGCCGGAAGGUUUCGUUCCUGACGAUCAUGUAAACAUCAUUGUAGAUGUUAAUGACUCCAAAAAAUUAAAAGAUAGUGCAGAUUUUUGUCAAGCAUUACUAGCAAGUUGUUGGCGUUCACACAAAUACGUUUCUGCAAUAUUUUAUAUAAUAAUCACAAAGUGGCUUGGAAAUUCUAUACUUUCUUCGGAAACUGUUCGAUGUAUAUGCAAUUAUUACUGGCGCCAGCUGACGGAAUGUAAACAUUCUGGUGCAGUAGGAGCAUCAGUUGAAGGGUUCGAAGCAUUAUGUGCAAAACUUUGGUCGUUAUCUUUAGCCGGCAUUCCAGAAUUUGCAGAUUUACCCCAUCCAGAUGCGUGGAUAAAGCAAAUCACAGACUUAAUUGAUAGCAAAGAGAAUAUGUUAUGUGCAACGCGUCGAAGUGCUGGUUUGCCACAUUUGAUUGCUUCAAUUCUCACAAAGGAACCAGUCAUAAAUGAUGCACAAUGUCUGAAAACAACGAUGAUAUUUAUGCUUAAAAAUAAGGGAAGAUCUUAUAAAGCACAAGUUCAUAGUAUCAAUAUUAUGCGAGCAAUUUUUCUAAACAGUCGCUUAUCAGAAGCAGUUCUCUGUUAUAUAGAACCCGCAAUGAACGUCUGUUUUGCUUGUUUUGGUUCUAGUAGUUGGACAGUACGAAGUGCUGCAUCACAGCUAUUCGCUGCUCUGAUUAAUCGAAUGUUUGGUAUCCCUCGAAGUAUGCAACUAUCACUCCAUCCAGAUGAAAAAAAUCGCUUGUCCUCUUUUGAGUUCUUCACCAGGUUUCCAUCAUUAUAUGACUUAUUACACCUACAGUUUUAUGAAAACGAGAAAUGUGUUUCGCAACUGGGAAUGUUCGCUGUGUUGGUUCUUCUCAUCCAUCUGUUCCCCUCUCCACGACAUAACAUUUAUUCACUUGCUACUUAUAUCUUUCCACUUCUAAAAUUUUCUUUAUCAUGUCGCUCUAUGAAACUGCGUGAAUUGUCUGCAGCGACACUUAUUUCUAUUUGCGAAGUUCAGGUAUGGAAUCAUUCAGAUGGCAUUUAUGCGUUGUUUCUUUUUUAUAAGUACAAAAUAUGUGCAAUACUAAUUGCUCUUUUAGAUAUCUAA
Brugia pahangi is the source of this 2946-nucleotide messenger RNA. The record is from the annotation of a GenBank genome assembly. NCBI's taxonomy places the organism in Eukaryota, Metazoa, Nematoda, Chromadorea, Rhabditida, Onchocercidae.